AUGGCUCUUCCUUCUGCUGAUCAAACCGGCAACAUGGCCGAGAUGGAGAUGCAGUGGGCAGUCAAGGCCAUGCACCACGCCGAGACAUACAUGCAGCUGCUCAAGGCUGUCGGCGGAAAGAACUUUAAGCUGACGCCGAUCGACGACGAGCUCUACAGUGAUUUUAAGCGGAACUUCCCCGAUCUCAAUAUUGCCGUGCUGAACGAUGAUGACUUCAAGACUGAUAUGGCAAAGGCCAAAUGGCGCGAGUUCAUCAACAAGUAUGAGAACCGGGUCACUGACUUUAACUUUGGAUCGCUUCUUCGCAUUGACUGCACGGGCGACUAUUCUGAGGACAACACGAUGUUUGUUAUGCGGACGCAGUUCUACUGCAUUGAGAUUGCCCGGAACAAGGAGGGUCUCAAUGACUCUCACCACAGCUGA
Kickxella alabastrina is the source of this 423-nucleotide messenger RNA. RefSeq names its product putative polysaccharide biosynthesis protein. NCBI's taxonomy places the organism in Eukaryota, Fungi, Kickxellomycota, Kickxellomycetes, Kickxellales, Kickxellaceae. The transcript has a single exon. Bases 1 to 423 code for a protein of 140 amino acids. The record is from RefSeq and is a predicted model, not a curated record. Gene Ontology annotation, cellular component: cytoplasm.